GGUUGGAAUGGUAGGGUUUUUAGCUACUGCUGCAGACAGCUAGUUGCCUCUCCACUGUCAAGCUAGCUGGGUGUCCUGCUUCGCUUCCGUUCCUGUGUGUGUCACUUCCGGGGCAGCGUAGACCAGAUGCUGCAUUACUAGUAUCAUCGUACGACCGUAGUUUUUGUGUGUGUCUGUAGCAUCGACUUGUCUGUAGUCGUGCAGCAACGAGGUAAAGGAAGAUGUGCGGAAGGACCGCAUGCACCCUAGCGCCAGACGAAGUUUGCCGUGCCUCUCGCUACCGAGACCGAGCGGGGCAACGUCGACAACCGAGAUGGAAGGAAGGGGAUUCUGACAAAUACCGACCCUCCUACAACAAAAGUCCUCAGUCCAUGAGUCCCGUCUUGCUAUCCCUGAGACAUUUUGAUAAGAAUUCCCCAGUUGACGAGUGUGUGCUGGCAGCAAUGCGUUGGGGCCUGGUUCCCUCCUGGUUCAAAGAAAGUGACCCAAGAAAGAUGCAAUACAAUACCAACAACUGCCGCAGUGAUACAUUGCUAGAGAAGAAGUCGUACAAGGAUCCCCUGUUGAAAGGGCAGCGGUGUGUCAUUCUGGCCGAUGGCUUUUAUGAAUGGAGGAGACAGGAGAAAGACAAGCAGCCGUUCUUUAUAUAUUUUCCACAGGUACACAAGGAGGAGACGCAGGAGAAAACCGAGGAGCAGGAGGCCCUUCAAAAGGAGAAUACACUGUGCUCUCUAGAGGAAGACCAAGAGUGGACAGGGUGGAAGGUUCUAACCAUUGCUGGGUUGUUUGACUGCUGGAUGCCCCCAGGUGGUGAAGAUCCUCUCUACACCUACACUAUCAUCACUGUAGAUGCAUCCCCUAACCUGCAGUGCAUUCAUGACCGGAUGCCCGCUAUUUUGGAUGGAGAGGAGGAGAUUAGAAGAUGGCUGGAUUACGGUGAGGUGAAGUCAUUAGAAGCUCUUCACCUGCUUCAGUCUAAAAACACUUUGACCUAUCAUUGUGUCUCGUCAUUGGUGAACAACUCACGCAACAACUCUCCUGAGUGCCUGCAACCUGUGGAUCCUCAGAUUAAGAAGGAGCCCAAGCCCACAGCCAGCAGUAAAAUGAUGAUGAGCUGGCUGAAGGGUAGCAAAUCCUCCAAGAGGAAGGAGCCAGACUCUGAGGAGACCAAAGAGGAGGAGCAUAUGGGAGCUCAUAACCUCCCUAUAAAGACCAGUCCAGAGAAGAAGACCAAGCCUGCAGGGUCCCUCCAGCAGUGGCUGCAGGGAGCUGGCAAGAAGCCACGGACUAACUGAGCAGGGCAGAUUAUUCAUCUUAAUUUAGUGCAGGGCUGUCCAAUCUUGUUCCUGAUGAGCUACCAUCAUGCAGGUUCUGUCUCCAACCCUCCUUUGUCAUGUAUCCAGCGGCCUACAGCACUGUAAGUCUCCAGUAACAGGGCUGGUUAGCCUGCCCUAUUUCAUUAAACGUAUAUAUUUCUGUAGUUAAACUAUGAUGUGCAAGGCCAUGUCAGCCUAUGGUAGGUAUGCAUUUGGUCUGUUAAACGUUUGUACAAUAUUGAAUUAAAACAUUUUAUU
Molecule: messenger RNA, 1574 nt
Organism: Osmerus eperlanus (European smelt)
Lineage: Eukaryota; Metazoa; Chordata; Actinopteri; Osmeriformes; Osmeridae
Gene: hmces
Product: 5-hydroxymethylcytosine binding, ES cell specific
Exons: 6
Coding region: 222-1295 (357 amino acids)
Biological process (GO): DNA damage response
Molecular function (GO): single-stranded DNA binding
Source: RefSeq, a predicted model, not a curated record